AUGGCCGCCGAAGUGCAGCUGCUGCAGCCCGUGAAGCUGCCCAAGGGCCCCUCGACGGUCACGUCGGAGCAGCAGUACUGGAACUCGUUCACGUCGGAGCUGCGCCUCGACCCGUCGCAGCACUCGUCGCCGGUCACGCACAUUUCGAUCCCGCCGCCGCCGCCCGCGAACACGCUCACGGCGCCCCAGGACCUGUUUGCCGUCACCACGGGCUCGCGCGUGCAGAUCUUCUCCGCCAAGACGCGCAAGGUGGUCAAGACCAUCUCGCGCUUCGGCGUCGACGACAUUGCGCGCUCGGGCAACCUGCGCAGAGACGGCCGCAUCCUGCUCGCCGGCGGAGACAGCGGCUCCAUCCAGGCCUUCGACGUCAAGAGCCGCGCCAUCCUCAAGACAUGGAAGGAGCACAAGCAGCCCGUGUGGACGACCGAGUGGAACCCCGCCGACCUCACCAGCCUCAUGAGCUGCUCCGACGACCGCACCGUGCGCCUGUGGGACCUGCCCAGCGACACGAGCACCGCCACCUUCGACGGCCACCAGGACUACGUGCGCACCGGCGCCUUCAUGCCCGCCCAGAGCGGCCUGCUCGUCUCGGGCUCCUACGACCAGACGGUCCGCCUGUGGGACGCGCGCGCUGGCGGCAAGGCCGUCAUGGUCUUCAAGCACCAGCACCCCAUCGAGACGGUCCUGCCCAUGCCCUCGGGCACCGCCGUCCUCGCCACCAGCGACAACGCCAUCUCCGUCCUCGACCUUGUCGCCGCAAAGCCCAUCCACAUGCUGCGCAACCACCAGAAGACCGUCACCGCCCUGUCUCUCGCCAACAACGGCUCGCGCCUGCUCUCCGGCUCGCUCGAUGGCCACGUCAAGGUAUUCGAGACCAGCGGCUGGAACGUCGUCGGCGGCCUCAAGUACCCCUCGCCCAUCCUCUCCCUGUCCGUCGUGCCCAGCCAGAAGGAAGACAAGCACAUUACCGUCGGCCUGUCCUCGGGCGUCCUCUCCAUCCGCACCCACCUCUCUGGCGAGCAGAAAGCCCUUGCGCGCGAGCGAGAGAAGGAGAUGAAGGCGCUCAUGGAAGGUAACAUUGACGAGUACGACCGCAGCAAGAAGCGCAAGCGGGGCAAGGGCUGGGAGAAGCGCGUCCGCGGCAAGGACUUCACCGGCGAGAGCGCCGACAUUGUCAUCGAGGGCAACGCGCGCGGCAAGGUCACAACGGGCGCUCCCUGGGCGCACGCUCUGAGGCAAGCGCAGUACGCAAAGGCACUGGACAUGGUGCUUGAGUCCAAGGACAACAACGCACGCACCCAGUCCCUCUCGCUCCUCACCGCCCUGCGCCACCGCUCCGCCCUGCGCACCGCCCUCUCGCACCGCGACGAAAUCACGCUGCAGCCCAUCCUGCGCUGGCUGAUCAAGAACCUAUCCGACUACCGCAUCACGCGCCUGACCACGGACGUCGCCCUCGUCGUGCUGGACCUGUACGCCGACCAGCUGGGCCGCAGCGAGGAAAUCGACGGCCUCGUCGACGCCCUCAUGGCCCGCGUCCGCGUCACCGUCGAGGCGAGCCAGAUUGCCUGGAGCGUCCAGGGCAUGGUCGACAUGCUGACUGCGAGUGCCGGCGCCGAGGCUGCGGUCGAUGCGUGA
This is a messenger RNA of Ascochyta rabiei, 1635 nucleotides long. RefSeq lists its product as uncharacterized. The record is from RefSeq and is a predicted model, not a curated record. NCBI's taxonomy places the organism in Eukaryota, Fungi, Ascomycota, Dothideomycetes, Pleosporales, Didymellaceae. The transcript is spliced from 2 exons. Gene Ontology annotation, molecular function: protein binding. Bases 1 to 1635 code for a protein of 544 amino acids. Gene Ontology annotation, cellular component: nucleolus. Gene Ontology annotation, biological process: rRNA processing; positive regulation of transcription by RNA polymerase I.